AUGGCUCGUGGAAAGAUUCAGCUGAAGAGGAUCGAGAACCCGGUUCACAGACAAGUGACGUUUUGCAAGAGGAGAACCGGUCUUCUCAAGAAGGCUAAGGAGCUCUCUGUGCUAUGCGACGCUGAGAUCGGUGUUUACAUGAAGUGUACUGGUGGUGGUCGUGGUUCUUCUUCUGCUACUUUUACUGCUCAAGAACAACUGCAACCCCCAAAUCUUGAUCCGAAAGAUGAGGUCAACGUGCUUAAGCAAGAGAUUGAGAUGCUUCAGAAAGGAAUAAGGUAUAUGUUUGGAGGAGGAGAUGGGGCGAUGAAUCUUGAAGAACUUCUUUUGCUUGAGAAGCAUCUUGAGUAUUGGAUUUCUCAGAUUCGCUCUGCUAAGAUGGAGAUUAUGCUUCAAGAAAUUCAGUCCCUGAGGAACAAGGAAGGGGUCCUAAAAAAUGCCAAUAAGUAUCUCCUCGAAAAGAUAGAGGAGAACAACAAUAGCAUAGUAGAUGCUAGCUUCGCCGCUGUGGAGGCUAACUAUUCUUACCCACUAACCAUGCCAAGUGAAAUAUUUCAGUUCUAG
Arabis nemorensis is the source of this 564-nucleotide messenger RNA. The record is from the annotation of a GenBank genome assembly. Lineage: Eukaryota; Viridiplantae; Streptophyta; Magnoliopsida; Brassicales; Brassicaceae.